Molecule: messenger RNA, 3849 nt
Organism: Carcharodon carcharias (great white shark)
Lineage: Eukaryota; Metazoa; Chordata; Chondrichthyes; Lamniformes; Lamnidae
Gene: pdzrn4
Product: PDZ domain containing ring finger 4
Exons: 10
Coding region: 1-3192 (1063 amino acids)
Biological process (GO): protein ubiquitination
Molecular function (GO): protein binding; ubiquitin-protein transferase activity
Source: RefSeq, a predicted model, not a curated record
AUGGGGUUUGAACUGGAUCGCUUCAUCGAGGAGGUGGACCCCGAACUGAAGUGCAACCUGUGCAACAAGGUGCUGGAAGACCCCCUGACCACCCCGUGCGGGCACGUCUUCUGUGCCAGCUGCGUCCUGCCCUGGGUGGUGCAGCAGGGCAUGUGCCCUGUCCAGUGCCAGAGGAUGUCCACCAAGGAGCUCAACCACGUCCUGGCUCUCAGGAACCUCAUCUCCAAGCUGGACAUCAAGUGCGACCACCGCUCCCGGGGCUGCGGCAAGGUGGUGACCCUGCAGAAGCUGGCCGAGCAUGUGGAGAUGUGUGACUACAGCCCGGCCAGGUGCAGACACCAGGGCUGCCAGGAGGUGCUGAACCUGGGGGACAUGGACGUCCACAUGCGGGAGAGCUGCGAGUGCCGGCCGGCGGGGAUCUGCGGGCAAGGCUGCGGGCUGGUGCUGCAGCACCGGGAGCUGGUGGGGCAGGGCGAUAAGCACUGCUGCCUGGCGGCCCUCCGGGCCCGGGUCACCUCCCUCCAGCUGCGGGCGGGCAGCCUGGCUCAGGAGCUGAAGAAGCAGGCGGUCCGGGCCGGCAAGAGGGAGCAGGCGCUGCUGGCCCAGGUCUCGGCGCUGCAGAGCGAGGUCCAGCUCACCGCACUGAAAUACCAGAAAAAGUUCAACGAGUACAUGGUCCACAUCAGCAACAUCAGCAAAAACCUCGCCGGAUACUGCAAGGGUGGAGAAACAAAACUGCUAACCAUAGUUUUACAUCGAGAAAAUGACACGCUUGGAUUUAACAUUAUUGGCGGAAGACCCAGCCCAGACAGUGAGGAAGAUUCUUCGAGCGAAGGAAUUUAUGUUUCCAAAGUUAUGGAGAAAGGGCCCGCUGACAGAGCAGAUGGACUUCAAGUUCACGACAGGAUCAUUGAGGUCAAUGGGAAGGAUCUAUCGAAAGCCACACAUGAAGAGGCAGUGGAAGCUUUCCGAAAUGCCAGGGACCCAAUUGUUGUGCAAGUUCUGCGGAGAACUCCCAUCACAAAGAAUCAUGGCAGCUCCCAGGAGGUUCCGCUUGUGGAUGCUACCACACAGACAGAAAUUACUUUUGAACACAUCAUGGCUCUUUCCAAAUUGAGGUCGUCUUCACCUCCAGUACCUGAUAUCUGCCCAUAUUUGUUAUCAGACAGCUGUCAAUCUCUCCAUCCCAUGGCCCAUGACUACUAUGAAGCCAGUGAUUACCUUCCCAACUUGGCACACGAUGCGGACCGAGCUGAUGAGCUGGAAUAUGAGGAGGUUGAACUGUGCCGCAUCAGCAGCCAGGAGAAGCUGGGCCUGACUGUCUGCUACAGAACAGAUGAUGAUGAGGAUGAUAGCGGGAUCUAUGUCAGCGAGGUUGACCCGAAUAGCAUUGCCGCCAAAGAUGGGCGUAUCAGAGAGGGGGAUCGGAUCGUUCAGAUAAAUGGCAAGGAUGUCCAAGACCGGGAGGAAGCAGUGGCGUUACUCUCCAGUGAGGAAAGCAGGAAUAUUUUGCUGUUGGUUGCCAGACCAGAGAUCCAGUUGGAUGAGGGAUGGCUUGAUGAUGACCGGAAUGAUUUUCUUGAUGAGCUACAUAUGGAUAUGUUGGAAGAACAACACAAUCAGGCAAUGCAGUUCACUGCUACUGGCCUUGAGCAGAAAAAGCAUGAAGAAGAUGGUGGAACUACAGACACUGCAACCACCUCUUCGAAUAACCAUGAGAAGGACAGUGGUCUAGGCCGCACGGACGAGAGUGUGAGGAAUGAUGAGAGUUCAGAGCAGGAGAUACUGGGAGAGGAGCAGAACAGCACCUCACUGCAAAGUCAGCGGGAUCUGGGCUACAGCCAGGACACGCUGGGCAGCAGCGAGCUCCAGUGCAACGAGAGCUUUGUAUCUGGGGAAUAUAAUGACUCGGAUUUUGUGGGCACUCAGGAUGAAGAAUGUGAGAGGUUCAAGGAGCUUCUGGAGCUGAAGUGCAAGAUGAGCAAUCGAAGCCAGUUUGACCUUUACUAUUCCACAAGUACAAUAGAAUGUGGCAGGAGGCAACAAGAUGUGGUAGAUCGGGAGCUGGAGAUGCUCAAUGAGGAACUGAGGAACAUUGAACUGGAGUGCCAGAAUAUCAUGCAGGCACACCAACUGCAAACAGUGAGGGAGGAAUAUGGAGAUGUGUGGUCAAUCCAUGGCAGUGGGUUCAGGAACUACAACACCAGCAUAGACGCACCAAGGGGAAAGCUGGCUGACAUCAUGGAGCACCCUGAAAAGUCGGACAAAGAUAGCUCCAGUGCCUACAACACAGCAGAGAGCUGCCGCAGCACACCCUUGACUGUAGACAGGUCGCCAGAUAAUUCGCUCCAAAGAAUCGUCAGCAUCACCAACAAGAAGAACCUGAGAACCUCUAUGGAAGCUGUUCAGGCUUCAUCCAGGCAGAACAGCAGAGAGGCCAGCCCCGCUGCGAGCAGCUCCUCAGAGACCCCGGAAACAGCCGUGCCCGGAGAAGACACGGAGAACGUGACAGAAGGUAGCAAGUCCGGAGACCAGGAGAAAGGCAGCAGCCAGCACAUCCCUUAUCUGUCACCGUACCAUAGCUCUCCCUACAGGCAUGUCAACAUACCUGCCCACGCGAGACACUACCAGAGCUACAUGCAGCUCAUCCAACAGAAGUCUGCGGUGGAGUAUGCCAAUAGUCAGCUCAGCCUAGUGAGCAUGUGCAAAGACUCUCAGAAAGCCACGGCUGAGUCCAAGAUGGAGUGGAAGGUGAAGAUUCGCAGUGACGGGACUCGGUACAUCACAAAGCGGCCCGUGCGAGACCGCCUGCUUAAGGAACGUGCCUUAAAGAUCAAGGAGGAGCGCUGCGGCAUGACCACGGACGAUGACGCCAUGAGCGAGAUGAAGACUGGCCGCUACUGGAGCAAGGAAGAGCGAAAGCAGCACGUGGUGCGGGCCAAAGAGCAGCGGAGACGGAGAGAGUUCAUGAUGCGCAGUCGGUUGGAGUGCCUCAGGGAGAACCCCCAGAGCGGCAGUGAAGGGAAAAAGGAAGUCAACAUUAUCGAACUGAGUCACAGAAAAAUGAUGAGAAAGCGCAACAAGAAAAUCUUUGACAACUGGAUGACAAUCCAAGAACUAAUGACACAUGGUGCCAAGUCUCCAGAUGGCACAAGAAUCUACAAUUCCUUCCUGUCGGUUACUACUGUGUGAAAGGGACUCUUUUUAUAAGGACACUACCGAUUUGAGGUAGAAUACAAUUGCCUCGUUAAAUGUGGCAUGUCACUUUUUUCUAUCUGAGAACUGCUUCUAAUCUAAUUAUGGUUUUUACAAGCAGUUACCGAUCACUUUUACAAAAUGUAUUACAAUUUGUGGUACCUUUGUCUGUAGGUUACAGCUUCCCAUCACCUGAACCAUGAUCUUCAAUCCUGUUAUUUGUAAAAAAAAAAGGAGCCAUAUUUCAUAUGAUACUAUGCCUAUGUAACUUAAGAAUCUGACUUUAUUACAAGUCCAUUAAUCAUUACACAGGUUUCUUUUGUAAUGUAUGUUUAUGUUAUUAAAACUAUAAUUAUAAUGCCAAACCCCAAUAGCUUUGCAUACUUGUCCACAUGCAUUGCGGUGCUAGCUUUUACAUAACUUUACUUUCUCUGCUGCCAAGUGGAGCAUAAACUAUUAACAUCCAAGCUUUUAACUUUCACAUUUGUUCAGCCAUGUAUUGUAUAAUUAGACUGUAAAUUAAAAGUGUAUUGUCCAAGUAAAGUGUAGGUGGAUGAGUGACUCGUACUCUAGUGGAUUCGAUGCUGUAGUCAGAUAAAUAUGUGGUUAUUGUGAAGAUGAAAAAAAAUAAAUUAUUGCUUAUAUUUGAAGAAA